CAGUGGUAUUCGCGACACCACCUGAGAAACAUUGGUUUUAACUUGGCGAAGAAGUAGUGAAUACGUUCGCUGGGCGGUCGCAGCGCCAGAGUAACUAAAGUAUGAACACUUACUCUCUUUUGUAACUUUUUUCCUGGUAACAUCAACGCACGUACUUAGUUCACCAAAGUGAUCAUACUACGCCAAUCGGCUGGGCACCGUCUUUAAAGCGAUUUAAUUUGAAUCUCUGGUCAAAUCUGAAUUGCGCAAUUGUACAUGAACUACGGGUUUUGACUGUCCGUGAAGAAAUUUUUCGGUGAAAAUUUCAUUGCAGUGUGAUCGAUCGUGUUACGCGAAAAAUAAAGAUCAACUAUCAAUCGACCGAAACGACUGGAAUAUAAAUAAAUCAUUUUAAAGUGAGCAAUUUUAAUAUUUUUUGCCAAUUGGAAUAAGCAUAAUAUAAAGAUAUAGCAAAAAGUGAUAGUGAUCUUGAUUUUUAUUCAUAUUAACAAAUAAUUAAUCUUUGUUUUAAGUGCUAUCAAAAUUUCUUUGGAUUAUUUCGGAAUAGAUCUCAGCCUCAAAUAAUGAAAAGGAGCAGACGAUGGCUGUUGAUAUUUACAGCGGUUGUCGUUUUAAUGGCACAUGCCGGCGCCUUGAGGCCCCCCUCUUUGCAGUUCAAUAGAGUUGCCACGAAACCACCGACUACAGUGUCAACAACAGAAUCAUCACCAUCUUCCUCGACAACCGAGGCAUCUGUGGAAGAAGCGCAGUCAGCAGAGGAAUCUGCUUCAAGUGCAAAUGAAACAACUAAGUCCACUUUAACUGGCAUUCCUCAAAUUGAUUACAUCUGGGAUCCAAAUCUCCCUCGAGAAUUAAAUGGAUACAAUUUAUCAGACUAUCCAUUCUUGGCGACAGUUCCUGAAAAAGAGAUCGAUUUCAAAUGUGAUGGAUUGCACGAUGGCUUCUAUGCAUCAAUUAAAUAUAAAUGCCAGAUUUACCAUCAUUGCAUUUACGGUAUCCGACACGAUUUCCUGUGCGCCAACUUCACAGCAUUUGAUCAAAGAACAUUCAUUUGCCACUUCGUUUCCGAAGUAGAUUGCAAAAAUUCCGAUAAAUACUUCUUCAGAAAUGAUGCCCUCUAUAAAGCUACGACUACUACCACAACGAGUACGACAACAACUACCACUGUUGCCCCACCGCCACAAGCUUCAUCCGGUAAAAGACCCUUCAGAAGACCAUUCAGAAGACGCCGACCAAUUGAUUAUUAUUAUGAUGAAGAAUAUGAUGAUGACUACUAUGAGGAGCGCGUGAAUAGAAGACAGAAGAAUCGUCCAAGACCUCGCCGUCCUGAAUAUGAUGAAGACUACGAGGAUGAUAUUUACGAAAAACGUCCAUAUAAUCGCGAAAGACAUCGUGGUGGAAAUAAAGAUGACCGCAGACCCGUGGAACGACCCGCAGAGAAACCUGUAGAUCGUCCGGUGGAGAGACCCGUUGAACGACCGUUAGAUCGUCCCGCUGGAAGACCUUCCGAACGACCUUCGGACCACUCUGUGGAAAGACCCGUUGAUCGCCCUCUGGAUCGUCCUAAACACCGCAAAAGGCCGGUAGACUCACGCCGCUAUAAUGAUGACGAAGACCGAUUCCCAGCACCUCGGAAACCUGCAAAACGAAGACGCCCUAUUGACAUUGAUGAUUACGAGGAUGAAGAUAAAGCUCCGGCUACCGGAGGUGGUCGCCGCUUCAACACAAACGACCGAAGGCCUCAUCACCCAAAGUCAACUGAAGAAAAUACAAAAUAUCUCGAUGAAGAAGAAGACCGUCGACCCCUGGGCGGAAGAAGGCGGAAGGGCGGUCGAAGACCCAUCAUAGAUGAUGAAGAUGAUGUUUUGGUUGAUCGUCCAUUGAGGCGUGAACCUCCUCCCGAAGAACCACCGUACAACAAUCGAAACAAGGACAAAGAAGAAAACAUUCCUCUAGUUCGACCAACUGGAUCUGGCUCGCUAUUUGAUCGACCAAGAGUUCCACCUAGAAUUGCCCCGCCUGUGCCUUUAAAUGAACGAAAGAAAUUUGAAUAUUCAACAACGAAAAAGACAACAACUGCAGCCCCAGGAUACGAGGACGAUUAUUAUGAUGAUUAUGAAGACGUAAAACCCGCUAAAAAGACGCACAAGGAUGAUAAAUAUGCCUACAGUAGUCGUGAUCGGAUUCGGGAUAGUGAUCGUGAUCGCGAUCGAAAUAGGGAUUUCGAGGAUCCUAUUGAUUUAGAAGAUCUGCCAGCAGUAAAGGAAGACCCCAAAACACGUUACGAAACUGUAGGAGGCAGUCCCGCAAGGUCUUCUGAUUAUGAAGACGUUCCAGUAAAGAGCUCUCGAUAUCGACAAACAUCAGAAAGGGGUAGUUAUAGACCACCUUCAGGACGAGACCAUGGAUUCAGAGAAGUUGAAAUUCACAAACUCGAAUCCCAAACGACAACCACAACUACGACAGUAGCUCCAAAAUUCAGUCAAAACUUGAGUUACGAGGACCUCUUAGAACCAGACCGUGACCUACAUUCGAAACGCCCCGAAUCUAGAGACAACGUGUACAGACCAGAGACUAGAGAAAACACUAACAACCGUGAGAUAUCAAGACCAAUUGUUCGUGUUAUAAAACGCCCAUUCCUUCCAUCGCGAGGUGGUAGUCCUUACUUGCCACGGGGAUUGCAGCCUGUAGGCGCUGCACAAAAACCAUUACCAACUGAGAGCACUCCAAUCGACAUGGGAUCGACAGUAUCAGCAGUGCGGCUAUUAGAGCAUGGCCCACCAAUUCUGAGGAAAAAUAAUGAUCCUGAUGACUACCCACCUCCACGGAAAGGACCAAGGACAACCCAACAACCCCAAAUUGAGCAGGAACGUGCUGCGUUAGAAAAACUUUAUGAGAGCGAAUUCGAUGUUACACUCAAUGAUGCACUCAAUCCAACUCUAAAGCCGAUCACCCGGGGUUUGCCCGAAGGCUUCCCUCAUGCGAACUCUUUCGGUGGUCGUUUCCCUCCUAUAAACAGUGCUGCCUAUACGUACCAGGACUCUCUGUUCUCCUCCACGGACUCGAAACGCGCUGCUAUUCAAUCUCCAGCUGUACAUACAAGGACUAGUCAGUCAAGGCAUGAACAAGCGUAUUAUGAUUACGACUACUAGUUCUAGUGUUUAGAGCAAUAAUAAUUAGGAAGCAUAACUAAGUUUUCUACUCUUUGUAAAUAGAUCUAAAUGUAGAGAGUACGUGCAAAGUAAAAUUGUAGCAAAUAUAAAUUUCCUUUUGAAGUUUUGUUUUCUAUUAAAAAUACUCAAAAUAUCGUGAUAGCAACGAAAUAGUUUAAACAAAUUGUUUUAUAUAUAUUUAUAUUUAUGUUCAUAAAUUAUCCUUCAAAGUAUUGGCAUUUUCUGGGAGAAUCUGAAUUUGGUUUCGCAUUUUUUUUCGUAAAUUUUACAUAAUUAUAGACAAAAUACAAUUUUCUUUUUGAUAAUCACUUCUAAAUUCAUCGCUGACCUUUUGUACUUCUUAUGCAAUAUCUUUUAUUUAAAUGAGACUUGAUAAAAUGGAAAUAAAAAUUUGAAAUACCUAUGAGUAUGU
This is a messenger RNA of Hermetia illucens (black soldier fly), 3585 nucleotides long. Its product is annotated as serine/arginine repetitive matrix protein 1. The transcript is spliced from 10 exons. NCBI's taxonomy places the organism in Eukaryota, Metazoa, Arthropoda, Insecta, Diptera, Stratiomyidae. The record is from RefSeq and is a predicted model, not a curated record. Gene Ontology annotation, cellular component: extracellular region. The coding region runs from base 564 to 3152 and encodes 862 amino acids. Gene Ontology annotation, molecular function: chitin binding.